Messenger RNA from Zingiber officinale, 1032 nucleotides. RefSeq lists its product as uncharacterized. Lineage: Eukaryota; Viridiplantae; Streptophyta; Magnoliopsida; Zingiberales; Zingiberaceae. The transcript is spliced from 3 exons. Bases 1 to 1032 code for a protein of 343 amino acids. The record is from RefSeq and is a predicted model, not a curated record.
AUGCCUCUUCAGUCAACUAAUCCUUCCCGACCAACUUCUAGUCCUGGUCGUGGCCGCAGUCGCAGAUCAGCCAAUGUAACUUAUGCCAGCCUUGCCAUCAGAGAAGCCUCUCAGGCGGCGCGUCAGGCACGUUCUGCAAAUGACCGCUCGAGUCGUGAUACCCCCUCUUCUUCUCGACGCAGGGUUCGGCUUCCUUCUGAGGAUUCUGAAUCGGAUGAUCGACCUUUGGCUCACAAACUUCGCCGUCGAGCCCCCAAUCCUAGCCAAGACUCAGGCCCUUCCACUGUUCCUUCUCCUUCACCUCCUGUUGCAACCACUACUCCUAUUCCGAGCCGGGAAGAUGCUCCUCCCGAUCCACCCGAGGUUCCGACCGAGCCUCCGCUAGCUCAACCUUCCACCUCACAACAGCACCCGAGCACUGAAGCCGACCCCUCACAUCACCCUUCACCAACUACCUCAACUCCAGAGCCUUUUCAUGUGCCCCCUUCAGCUCCUUCUGGCUCAGCUGUCGGGCCUUCACAGCCACCACCACCUGUUCAUCACCAUUACCGUACCACUGCUCCUUCUGAGGCUGGAUUAAGGUCACGGCAGGAUGUUUCCACUAGCUCCUUCACAAUGAAAGGUCGUUUGGCCACUUUAUGGGAAGAAACCGUCGUCGCCUCGGCAUUCAGGAAGCAGUCACUGUCAACCGUCGAGGGUGUUGUCAGUUAUCCAGUCCUCGUCGCUCUCGCCACUCACGACGUCACUGUUGGGUCAUCGUCGGUGCUUGAGCAAGAGUUGGUCGUUUCCCCUCUUUUCCCCGGCCACCUCUGCACGGACACAUCCUGGCAGAGCACUCCCUCACUGGUCUCUCCUGGUUUGCCCCCUGUUGUGAUCUGGGUUGCCAAACCAGUGCCGUCGCCUGUGCCCUAUUUGCCGGCCACCAAUUUUUGGUUUCGACUGAUUAUUGUCUACUGUCAGAGACUAGGCAGCAACUCUACUCUUGGGUCCAGCAGCCAUAAUUUCCAGCAACAUUCUUGCUGUGAGAAGUGA